Messenger RNA from Cajanus cajan (pigeon pea), 1262 nucleotides. RefSeq names its product NAD(P)-binding Rossmann-fold superfamily protein. Gene Ontology annotation, cellular component: mitochondrion. NCBI's taxonomy places the organism in Eukaryota, Viridiplantae, Streptophyta, Magnoliopsida, Fabales, Fabaceae. Gene Ontology annotation, molecular function: protein-containing complex binding. The record is from RefSeq and is a predicted model, not a curated record.
GUUGAAAUAGAGCCACAUAGGGUGAAGAGGUGUCAGCAAGCAGCGGUGCCACGUGUAUGCUUUUGCUUCUGCUUCUCGCCCUCUGCAGUCUGCACUUUCCAGUUUGAGACUUGACUCUCUCUCAUACCUGCUUUCGCCGUUCCUAACACUACAAUCUUGUUUUCGGAAACCAAAACUCAAUUCAGUUAUCAAAUGAGGACAGUGCUUUCGCGCUUGAUCCAUUCCACGCCUUCCAUUUCAAGGCUCAAUGCCACGGCAAUUUCAAUCAGCGGGAGAAAUCUCUGCACGGAUUCUAACAAAGUUGAUGAGCCCUUCAAAGUUGAAGAAGCAGAGACUGUUAAUGUGCCCCCACCCCCAGCAGAAAAGUUGCUUGUGUUGGGAGGCAAUGGAUUUGUUGGAUCACACGUUUGUAGAGAAGCCUUAGAUCGCGGCUUGUCUGUUGCGAGUCUUAGCAGGUCUGGUAGGUCGUCACUGCACGAUUCCUGGGCUACCAAUGUUUCUUGGUAUAAAGGGAAUCUCCUUUCAAAUGAUUCAUUGAAAGAAGCUUUGAAUGGCGUCACUGCUGUUAUUUCUUGCGUCGGUGGUUUUGGCUCCAACUCAUACAUGUACAAAAUUAAUGGAACUGCUAACAUCAAUGCAAUUAGAGCAGCUUCAGAUCAAGGUGUUAAAAGAUUUGUCUAUAUCUCCGCUGCUGACUUUGGUGUAGUAAAUUACUUACUACAGGGGUAUUAUGAUGGAAAGAAAGCUGCUGAAACAGAGAUCCAGGCCAAAUUUCCGUAUGGAGGAGUAAUUCUGAGGCCAGGAUUUAUUUAUGGGACUCGAAGUGUUGGGAGUUUGAAGAUACCCCUUGGUGUAAUUGGAUCUCCACUGGAAAUGGCUCUCGAAAUUGCUAAGCCGUUGAAGCAGAUCCCACUUGUUGGGCCUCUAUUGACACCUCCUGUCAAUGUUACUGCGGUGGCAAAAGUUGCUGUUAGAGCUGCUACUGAUGCUGUUUUCCCCCCGGGGAUCGUAGAUGUUCAUGGAAUACAACGUUACAGUCAGCAACAUAAAUGAAACUAGAAUUACCUUUAUUUUGUUUUCUGUAUAAAUAUAAUAUGGGGCGAUUUGCUUCUGAACAGAAUAUCCCUGUUUACUAUUGUUUAACUGAGAAUAUUUCUCCAUACCAUUUCCUUUACAGAAUAAUAUCUGAAAGUGCGUGCAUGUGACCAUAGAACUUUCUUUCCAAUUUUUUAAUUCAAUACGUCAGAAACUUUUUUGUUGAA